This is a messenger RNA of Phoenix dactylifera (date palm), 1044 nucleotides long. Its product is annotated as nudix hydrolase 26, chloroplastic-like. The record is from RefSeq and is a predicted model, not a curated record. Gene Ontology annotation, cellular component: chloroplast. Lineage: Eukaryota; Viridiplantae; Streptophyta; Magnoliopsida; Arecales; Arecaceae. Gene Ontology annotation, molecular function: bis(5'-adenosyl)-pentaphosphatase activity; guanosine-3',5'-bis(diphosphate) 3'-diphosphatase activity. Gene Ontology annotation, biological process: ribose phosphate metabolic process; nucleoside phosphate metabolic process.
GCAGAUGCCUCUCCAACCUUGGCUUCUUUCUGGACGCGAAGGGAUGGUUUCAUCUCUGUGCCGACCCGUCCGCCUCUCCGUCUCCCACGUUUAUUCCGUUCUUCCUAAAUAUCACGCCCUCUCCCCCUUCUGCCCUUCCUCCUUCCUCAGAUUUUCGGACCUGCCACUCCCGCGCCCCCCGAAGCUCAUCGCCGCCUCCAUGGACGCCCCUCCCCAGGGCUACCGAAGAAACAUCUUUUCGGCUUCGAGGCUCGAUAUCCCGGGCGCAUGGCAGAUGCCUCAGGGUGGUGUGGAUCAAGGAGAAGAUCCUCGAAUUGCUGCUAUUAGAGAGCUAAGGGAAGAAACUGGAGUUACAUCAGCAGAGAUUCUUGCAGAGGUUCCUUAUUGGUUAACCUAUGAUUUCCCUCCGGAAGUAAGAGAAAAACUAAACAAACAAUGGGGAACGGAUUGGAAAGGUCAGGCACAAAAGUGGUUUUUACUUCGAUUUACUGGAAAAGAGGAAGAGAUAAAUCUAUCUGGUGAUGGAUCUGAAAAGCCAGAAUUUGCAGAAUGGUCAUGGAUGACACCGCAACAAGUAAUUGAACUCGCGGUGGAUUUUAAGAAGCCCAUCUAUGAGGAUGUUCUGAAGUUUUUCAGCCCCCAUUUACAGCCAGAUUCAGCUGCACAAGUAUAGAUGAUUUCUCUUAUUCAACUGCCUGCCUUUAAGAAAACUGAGUGGACAUACCAGCACCUGCACAUCAAUUCAGCCAUAACCAAGAAUCACAUGGUCUGUACUGCUCAUCAUUUACUCUUCGAUGUCGCUUGAUGUGGUGAUUACUUAUGGAUUAAAUUCUCCAUCUCGAGAAUUAUGUCAAACUGCUUGGCACAGCUAAAUUUUUUCAUCAUAAAACUAUUGCCUCACUGGAUAACUCCGGGUUGAGGAGUUACUCAGAAUGCUACCAAAAUAUUGGUAUUUUAGUUUCAUAGUUUUUCAUAGUCUAAGAGUAUAAUAAGUUAAUUGUAAUUUUUAACACUAGCUUUAAAUCUCUCAUUAAUUAGGCUCUA